Messenger RNA from Scatophagus argus, 3464 nucleotides. RefSeq names its product transforming acidic coiled-coil-containing protein 1-like. The coding region runs from base 408 to 1928 and encodes 506 amino acids. NCBI's taxonomy places the organism in Eukaryota, Metazoa, Chordata, Actinopteri, Scatophagidae. The record is from RefSeq and is a predicted model, not a curated record. Gene Ontology annotation, cellular component: cytoplasm. Gene Ontology annotation, biological process: cell population proliferation; mitotic spindle organization; cerebral cortex development. The transcript is spliced from 13 exons.
GCAGAGAGAGGAGUGACUAUUGAUGCUCCAGUAAUCUGCACCGUGUGAGUCAGUGCUGUGGAGAGCAAAGCAGCAACAGAAACAGCAGCAGCAGUGAGACACGUUUCUCUCUCACGAGCGUCGAAGAGGAGGAUGGGAAAGCAGAGCGUCUAGGCAAGAGGAGGAAGUGAGCAAGCCAUAUAGGAAGCAAGAGAGACACAGAGGCUGACGUUAGGAGGACGAGAGGCAAGAAGACAGAUCGACUGCUUCUUUUUCGAGAGUCUCACAUUUGCAAUUGAAAGGAGGACUAUGAACCAUCACAGAACCUGAUUGACAGCAGUGACCAUCUAAACCGAUACAAAGGAAGAGGAAGUUUACUGUUACAUUGUGAAAGUGGCAGCAGGUUUAAGACUCAACGUGGUGCAGGGAUGUCCUGGUUGUCUCCAGUCCAGUGGGCCAAAUGGACAUGGUCAGCAGUGACUGGGGGCGCGGGGGACGAGGGACAGUCCAAGUCCCAGGAUGACGGAGACAAUUCAGACUCUGAGGGGACCUUUGAGACUCCAGAGGCAGAGUCUCCAGGUGUUGUGAAGCUCUUGGGCCAGGUGGACAACUCCGACCAGACAGUUCUUCCUGAUGUUACAAAUCACUCUCUGGACAAGAACUUCAACCAGGAUGUGGGCCCAGUUUCAGUCCAAGAGGUUGAUUCCCUGAACAAUCUCACAGGAUCUUCACCUAACGACAGCAGCUUUGGUUUGGACCAGAACCUCAACCUGACCCUCAGCAACAAGCCCAGUCCUGGCUCUCUCCUGCUCCAGCCUCCAGCCCUCCGGCCCCCAUCCCUGUCCGUCCUCUCCCCGCUAAACAAACCUGAUCCUUCAGAGGUGGAUGACGAGGCUCCGGUGACGUCUGACUCCAGCCCGGACUCGAACUUGCUCCCUGGUCAUGGCAUUUGCGUGGACCCUGACUUGCUCAAUGGCAACAUGAAUUCUGACGCUGCACUGCCAAACACAAAACUAACCUGUGAGACCAGCAGCUCAAAUAUCACGAACUCCUGUAAGGUGAAGCAGAACCAGCUGAUGCAAAAGGACUUCAGCGGACAGGACGACGACCAUCAUGGAGGCCACGCCACAGACGAGGAGAAGUUGGCCAGCAGUGUGUGUGUCAAACCAGACAAGGACGAAAGCAUUUCCGACUGCAUCGUGACAUCAAAACCCGAGGACUCAGACUGCUGCUCUCUGUAUGAGGAUCCAUGCAAACUGAAGAGCAAGUCGGGAGGAAGUGAAAUGGAGAAAACAGGAAGUCAAGUCCUGGAUUCCAUCUGCAUAAGUGAGGCAGAAAAACAGGCCGUCCUCAGCCUCAUUAGAGAGGAGAUAAUCACUAAAGAGGUGGAAGCCAACGACUGGAAGAAAAAGUUUGAGGUCAGCAGACAAGAAGUUGCUGAGAUGAGGAAGAUUGUUGCAGAAUAUGAGAAGACAAUCGCUCAGAUGAUCGAGGAUGAGCAGCGUAACAACCUGAAUUCCCAGAAGGCUUUGCACACUGUGACGAUGGAGAAGGAAGCCGCCCUGGCAGACCUGAACUCCGUGGAACGCUCUCUCUCUGACAUGUUCCGGCGUUAUGAAACCAUGAAGAGCACCCUGGAGGGUUUUAAGAAAAAUGAGGAGGUGCUGAAGAAGUGUGCUCAGGAGUAUCUGGCCAGAGUCAAGCAGGAGGAGCAGAGAUACCAGACACUUAAACUCCAUGCUGAGGAGAAACUAGACAAGGCCAAUGAGGAGAUUGCUCAGGUGCGUACCAAAGCGAGCUCAGAGAACAUGGCGCUGACCGCUGGUUUGAGGAAGGAGCAGAUGAAGAACGAGUCUCUGGAACAAGCUCUGCAGCAGAAGAAUCAAGAGAUCGAGGAACUCACCAAGAUCUGUGAUGAGCUCAUUGCCAAAAUGGGAAGAACAGACUGAGAGACACUCCCUGUGAAUCAGCCACUCCUGUCCCCUCGGUCCCGCCUGACGGUCUCGCCCUGUGCAUGCCUCAAGCCAAGAAGCAGUUCUCAUACCCUUUGCCAGCCAGACUGCUUAUGUACAGAUGUCUGAAGUAACUUCCUGUAUACUACAUUUGCACUACUGCACAUUGUAUGAGCUGGGACUCUGUUAGCCAUAUGUGGUCACGUUGUUUUGUUUGCAGUUUUUUGCCCAUUAUGAGGCCAGCAUCGGGGCCUCUCGUGCUUUCGUCCAUGCCAGUGAACAGCAACAACCUGCUUGUAACUCUAAAAUUCCCAGCGGCUUAACGGCUAAAUUCCCAGCUACUCCUUCAGCAGGAUGACAUCAUCGCAGGCAGUCGUUUUAGAGUUGCAUGUAGACAUACAGUAUGUUUCAAUGGGCUUUGACGAGGAUUGUUUUAUAUUAGAGCAACAAUCCAUAAAAUGUAUUUUUCUAUAUAGUAGAUAAGGAUUUUACUCUAAAAGAGCAAAGCUCAGGGGUAAUGUGUGUGGCAGAAUGAGGUCAAACUGCACAAGAACUGGAGGAAAGGAUUCGGGAUCGUUUGAGGAAAUCCAGUAGUCCUUGACAUUUUGUUUUUUUCGUUGUUGUUGUUUUUUUGUUUUGUUUUUUGUUUUUGUCAGAAGUGACACUGAAAUCACAACGAGUCAAGACCACAUGUCAGUGAAACUAAAGCUGCAAACAGCUCACAGUGUUUGCUUUGCCUCUCAGAGGAGUAUAAUAACCUGACAAUCGUAGACUUUCCUGUCAUCGUAUCAGCUGUGUGGCAUUCACUGUCUUGUCCAACUCACUAAGUCAGGAAAGAGAAUUUUAUCCUGAUGUGUAUAGAGCGAAUAAAAUCACCUCCACUACGAUACUCUGUGUGAAGGGUCCUGGACCACUGGAAAAAAGUUAAACCAGAGUGUCUCUAUAUUUUGUUUGAAUAUAUUUAAAAGUGUUAGAGACAAAUAAGUGGUGAAAUAUGUCUGUAAUGUUCUUUUAAACCAACACUGUGUCUAAGUAAUCACACUGACCUCUUGGCAUAAAGGAAAGUUAGCUUGACAGCUUUGUGAGAGGUUUUGUUGCUUGCGUGUGGUGAAGGUGAGCAUUUACAGCACUGCAAUCAUUAUUCAACAGAUAAAUCUAUUUCCUUGCAUGUUUAUUUUCAUAGUUUCAUAUUUCUCAGAAUGCAGAUUGUUUACUUAACGCACCAGUAAAACUAGUUGUGUCUGGCUCAGUGAUUUUAGUGAAGACUUAGUGACUGCGUAUCUGAGUAUUGGUUAAAGAAAUCUGAGUGUGAUUAAAGAAAAACCUUUUCAGUGUUAUGUCACUGUUUAUUGAGGACUCAAAAUACUGGUUAUUACAGCUCAAAAUUUUUUCUGCUUUAGCCCCUUUCUUUAAUUGUCAUUUGUACUUUAAAAUUAGAAACGGCGGAUCUCACAUGCGUGUCGACACACUGAGGACUGAGUGUACUUAAGUGUACAUUUGCCUAAAUAAACAUAAAUAUACUUUGUUCUACUA